Fonsecaea erecta is the source of this 1494-nucleotide messenger RNA. RefSeq lists its product as hypothetical. Gene Ontology annotation, molecular function: protein binding. The transcript has 2 exons. The coding region runs from base 1 to 1494 and encodes 497 amino acids. The record is from RefSeq and is a predicted model, not a curated record. NCBI's taxonomy places the organism in Eukaryota, Fungi, Ascomycota, Eurotiomycetes, Chaetothyriales, Herpotrichiellaceae.
AUGGCUUCUCACGUAGUGGUGAUCGACUCGACGGCUCGAAGAGCCACGGUCAAGACUACCCCCAGCAAGACCCUCAGUGAGGUUUUGGAAGAGGCGUGCGCGAAGUUGGGGGGCAACGCCGCUCAAUAUGGACUGAAACAUAAUAACAAGCCUGUCGAUCUCUCCAGAACCAUUCGCCUCUCAGGUCUGUCCUCAGGCGCAAAACUAGAACUGGUUCAACUCUCCAAAUCCGCCGGGGUCGUCACAAUAGCCCUCCAACUACCGGAAUCAGAAGCAAGAGGAGUCCCCAACGCGAGACUCACAGACAAGUUCCCUAGCUCGACGACGUUAUGGCUGGUGCUCAGAAAGUUCGAGGCCGGCGUCGCGGGUGGAGGUGCUACGGUUACCCGGAAUUUCACAGCCAGAGGGAUACCGUCCGUGAGCCAGGGCAGUGCCGGUGCGGGCAGACUGUACUAUGAACAGCCGGUGAUACAGAUCAUGAGUAGGGAAUUGGCGUCGUUUACGGACUUACAGAAGUCCUUGGCACAGUUGGGUCUCAACAGCGGUUCAGCUCUGUUGAGGUUGAGUUUCCGGCCGACCGAAACCCCGUUAGAAGAGGCCAUGGCUCAGAUACAAAGUUAUUUCGAUUCGGUCGAGGGACCAUCUGUGCAACCGCCGCGCCAACAAGAGGUUCUAUCCACGAGCGAGCCACCGACCGGGUCAUCGGAGACACAACCAGAAUGGAACGAUGAGAGGCCUUCACAGCCUCCUCAAGAAGAAACAUCUAUAUCAGUGCCCUCUCAACCUGAAACGGUGACUUCAUCAACAAGUCGCCCGGUCUCUGUGUUCCGGCCGCCGAGCUCCUCUACUCCGUCUGCCGCCCUCAUAUCUCACAAUGAUGCGGAUUAUACGCCCACCGUUGAACACGCCCAGGUCCACCAAAAACUAUUACAACAGAAUUCAAGAAACGUCCGAUUACCGACAGAAGCCGAGCUUGCGGCUCAAGCCGAAGAAGAAGCGGCCAAAUGGGCCGCCGUGAAGGACGUCGAGAUCAAGGUUCGCUUUCCCGAUCAGAGCGCGGUCAGCGCCAGAUUCGAGCCAGCCGAUACUGCGGCAGAUCUGUACAAUUUUGUGCGAGAGUGUCUAGAAGAGCACUACCGAUCAGAGGCUUUCAUGCUUCGAAAUCCCGGUAUCAGAGGGAAAAACGAAGUCAUUCCAGACGACAGUGGGAAGAAAUUGAUCAGAGAUCUCCAGCUUAAAGGACGAGUCCUUGUCACAUUCCAAUGGGAUGACCACAAAGCCAGCGUUCAAGCGAGAAGUGUCAAGUCUGUGCUGAGGGUGGAGUUGAGGGAACAGGCUCAGGAAGUGAAGGUGCAGGAUCUACCCACUGUGGAUGUCGAGGGCGAUGAGGAUCCGGGCGUCAAGGUCAAUUUGACGACGAAGGAGACAAGCGAAGGGAGCGGAGAGGGUAAGAAGAAGUUGCCUAAGUGGUUGAAGGGCUUGAGCAAGAAAUAG